CCUGCACAGUAUGUAGAUGUACCUGACCUGUGGGCACUGGGCAAGAACUGGGGCAUGAAGCAGGGCGCCCUACUUUGGGUGUAUUAGCUGGGCGUGCUCACGUUUACCUUGAUCCGCUCCCGGGCUCCUAACACUGCCUGGAAGGCCGUUCGAAGGGCUUUCAAGUUUGCCUCGGGAUGGAUGCGUGUCGGUUCUAGCCGUGCAUGUAAUUUUGCGAGAAAAGCAGCCUGGCAAGACAUGGCAGGGCGUGGGAAGCAUAUGGUCAUGCCUGCAUGGAUGACUAAGCAGCAAGGAGGGGUUGCGCAAGCACCCGUAAUUGGUCAGAGUGCAGAAAAUGGUGGCGAAAAGGCAACCACCGCAGCACCACCACUGCCCCUCCCCCCGAAGGCACCCCCCUUCUCCCCCCCCGCUCGUGCCCCCUCCCCUCCCCGAAGCAGCAGAAGGCCGUCUCGGUCCCCACCCCGGCGGUCCAGGAGAAGAUCGCCGAGCCCCGAUCGUCGGCGCAGGAGAAGUCCCACCCCAGACUUCCGCCGCAGGAGAAGCCCCAGCCCCGACCGUCACCGUAGGCGGCGAAGCAACGACAGGGACGACGAUUACGACCGGUAUUCUUCCCGAAGGCGGCGUCGGAGCGUAAGCAGGUCGCCGCCUCGGAGGGGCCGGUAUCGGAGCCCUGACCGCCGCAGCCGUCGUUAUUCCCCUUCCCCGAGCCCUCCCCGCCGCCGCUACAGCCGCUCCCCCACUCCACCCCGCAGAUCCUCCCGUAGAAGUCCGACCCCCCCUCGAAGGCGCCGAUCGCCGACCCCCCCUCGCAGCAGAAGGUCGCCCUCCCCUCGUAGGGGCCGAUCACCCACCCCCCCUCGCGGAAAAAUCCCGACUCCCCCUACAGAAAAGCUGGCCGCGGACAGGAGAUGGUCGCCGAGUCGGUCGCCUCCCCCUAGAAACGGGCCGUCCCCUGAGCCUGCGCGAGUGGACUCUCCGGUUGGGGGCCCUCGGAGAGAAUCGAUCGAAAUGGCUCAUGAGAAGGGAGAUGCGAUGUAGUCGGCAAGCGGCGAAGUCUGUGUUUUUGGUCGUCAAGAAAGUGCAUGUCUGGAUUACAGGAGUGACAGACUCUAACAUCGGAACAUUCAACGAUUGGAGCAAUUAACGAGAUUUUCAACAUGAUCGUGCCUCCUUCUACGUGCGAC
Molecule: messenger RNA, 1184 nt
Organism: Klebsormidium nitens
Lineage: Eukaryota; Viridiplantae; Streptophyta; Klebsormidiophyceae; Klebsormidiales; Klebsormidiaceae
Source: the annotation of a GenBank genome assembly